Lizanozyma spartinae is the source of this 2265-nucleotide messenger RNA. RefSeq names its product translation initiation factor 2 (gene IFM1). Bases 1 to 2265 code for a protein of 754 amino acids. Gene Ontology annotation, molecular function: GTP binding; translation initiation factor activity; GTPase activity. NCBI's taxonomy places the organism in Eukaryota, Fungi, Ascomycota, Pichiomycetes, Serinales, Debaryomycetaceae. The record is from RefSeq and is a predicted model, not a curated record. The transcript has 2 exons. Gene Ontology annotation, biological process: translational initiation.
AUGCGAGUUUCUAGAUUCCAAAAAAAGACUACCAGACCUUCCCAGAAUGGAGAUGAUUCAAUUGAAACGACAAGUCCAAAGGUGCCUCUAAAUCCCUCGGGUAAGGUUAAUCGUUUUGCUGCACAAUACUCCAACCAGAAACCCCAACGGAAAUUUCAAAAUGCAUCAUCACUGACUAAUCCAGGCUAUAGAGGCCAUUAUAAACAAAAAGAUCAGAACUCCCCGAAUAAUAAUCCAGAGCUGAACAGUAAAGGAAAUAAACCAGUGCUAAACUCGUACCAACAAUAUAAUGAAAUGAAACAAAAACUCAAGGAUCAGCAAAAGUUGGGGAAUGCCAAUAAACUGACGAUGCAGCGUACGGCUACAAUACCAAAGAAAACAGAUAGCAGGAAGAGAAAUUUAGAGAAGGAAAAGGAGAGAAUCAAAAUCAAGAUCCCAGAGUUCAUCACUGUGUCUAAUUUGGCAACCAUAAUGCAUGUUCCACUUAAUAAGAUUAUCAAGAGUAUGGAAGAUUUAGGAUUUGAAAACGUCAGACAUAAUUAUAUUUUAGAGAAGGAUAAUGCCAUUUUAAUUGCUGAUGAGUUUAACUUUGAAGCAAUUGUACUGAAUGCCAAUACUGUCGAGGAUAUUUUUAGUGAGCCUGUGAAACCUGGUAAAUUGAAGCCCAGACCACCAGUGGUAACAAUAAUGGGACAUGUUGAUCAUGGCAAAACCACUAUUCUUGAUUAUUUAAGGAAAUCUUCAGUUGUGGAACAGGAGUUUGGUGGGAUCACUCAGCAUAUUGGUGCUUUCACAGCCAUAACACCUGAAUCAAAGAAGCAAAUUACUUUUUUGGAUACACCGGGGCAUGCUGCCUUCCUUAAGAUGCGUGAAAGAGGUGCUAUUGUAACCGAUAUUGUUAUUUUAGUUGUUGCUGCUGAUGAUUCCGUUAUGCCACAAACAAUUGAAGCCAUUAAACACAUUAAGAAGACUGGUGUACCAUUAAUUGUUGCUAUAAAUAAAUGUGAUAAGCAUGGAGUAAACAUUGAUAAAGUUGUUGGUGACUUGGCAUCGCAUGACAUUGAUGUUGAAGAUUACGGUGGAGAAACUCAGACAGUAAGGGUUUCAGGUAAAACUGGAUUAAACAUGGAUAAGCUUGAAGAAGCUAUUAUUACCUUGAGUGAAAUGUUGGAGCUCCAAACUGAGCCUGAUGGAGUUGCAAAUGAAGGUUGGAUCAUUGAAUCUAAAGUUGAAAAGGGAGUUGGAUAUGUUGCUACUGUCUUGGUUAGAAGAGGUACAGUUAAGAAUGGGGACAUCUUAGUUGCCGGAAACACAUAUUGUAAGGUUCGAGGAUUAAGAGAUGAAAAUGGAAACAGCAUUAAGAAGGCUGGUCCUUCGUCUCCUGCUCAAGUAUUUGGAUGGAAGGAAUUACCCGUGGGAGGUGAAUUUGUGAUUCAAGCAAAGGACGAAAGACGAGCCAGAAAGGCAGUUUCUCAUCGGAUUGCUAGAGAAAAGGCUAUUAAGCAAAGAGAAGAAGUUGAACAAAUCAAUGAGCAAAGAUCAGAAGAAGUUAAAGAAUUGGCUAGACGCAAUAAGAUUGCAGAAAUGAAAAUGGCUGGGCUAGAUACCAGUGCCUUAGAAAAGUUGGAGGAUGAAAGCCAAUGUAUUCAAUGUAAUUACAUCAUUAAAUCCGAUGUUUUUGGGUCUGCUGAAGCUAUCAAAGAAAGCAUUAAUGGUAUUGGGAAUGAAGAAGUUAAAGCUAAUGUUAUAUUAUGUGAAACUGGUGCUCUUACUCAGAGUGAUUUGGAAUUAGCAAAGACACUCAAUGCUCAAAUCUUUUGCUUCAACCUUGCUGUACCCAAAGAGAUAUCUCUUGCAGCUGACAGAGAGGGAGUUGCGAUCAAGGAACAUAAUGUGAUUUACCAUUUGAUUGAAGACGUGACUACAGAACUUACAUCUAAAUUAAAACCAAAGAUUGAAACCAAAGUCUUGGGUGAAGUUGAAGUUGCUGAUGUAUUUACCAUCUCUACAAAGACCAAGAAGAUUAGUAUUGCUGGGUGCAAGGUCACUAAUGGUACUAUUAAACGGACUUCUAAUGUGAGAGUAUUCAGAAACGACGAGCAAAUCUAUGAAGGUACUUUAACCUCGUUGAAGUACGUCAAGGAAGACAUUGCUGAGGCUAGAAAGGGUAAUGAGUGUGGUCUUGCUUUUGACAAGUGGGACAAGUUUGAGGCUGGUGAUAAGAUUCAAGUCUACGAAGACAUUGAGCAUACCAGGUACUUGUAA